This is a messenger RNA of Zophobas morio, 1537 nucleotides long. RefSeq lists its product as uncharacterized. Gene Ontology annotation, biological process: proteolysis. Lineage: Eukaryota; Metazoa; Arthropoda; Insecta; Coleoptera; Tenebrionidae. Bases 1 to 1479 code for a protein of 492 amino acids. The record is from RefSeq and is a predicted model, not a curated record. The transcript is spliced from 3 exons. Gene Ontology annotation, molecular function: peptidase activity.
AUGGUUUACCCACAUUCUUAUAGAACGGAACACAGCGAAACGAGGACUUCGAAUAGCGUGUACGGGGAAUACCACGCGCAGAUUCAGAGUAAGAAGAUCCCGAUACAACCAGAUCUGCUGAAAAUUAUACAGUUCAUUGAUUCACAUCGAAAGAAGUUUUUGAGAGAUGUGGCAGAAGCUGUGCAGAUUAAAUCGAUUUCUGGAGAUUUGGAGUACAGAGAUGAGGUACAAAAGAUGAUUAAUUUUGCGGAGGACUGGCUGUCGUUGCUUGGUUUAAAAUAUGAAAGGUUUAAUCUUGGCUUUCAUGAGCUUGAAGGGAAGAGUGUUAGAUUGCCGACGAUUAUUUUAGCAUCUUUAGGGACAGACAUGAGGAAAAAGACACUUUGUGUUUAUGUGCACAUGGAUGUGAAGAAACCUGAUGAGAGUCGGUGGGCUACUGACCCUUGGACGUUAACUGAAAACAACCACCGUUUUUAUGGAUGUGGUGUGGCUCAAGGGAAAGGAACUUUAAUGCAGUGGUUUCACGUAAUUGAGGCGUUUCAAGAAAGCAAGACUGAUUUUCCUGUCAAUCUUAAAUUUAUUAUUGAGUCAAUGUACCACCAUAACAGUGCUGGCUUGGCAGAUUUUCUUCCACUGCGCAAGCACGAUUUUUUCGUUGUUAUGGAUAAUAUCAUUGUUUGUGAUUCAGAGUGGAUAGGAAACAAACAUCCAUGUAUCAUUUAUGGGACUGUAGGUACUAUACAUUAUGAUCUUUACGUUGAGAAAGUACCGGAAUCCAAAACUGAUCCACGUGAUGAUUUGGUCAACAUCUUCAAAGAAAUCGUCGAUGAGGAAGACCAUAUUCUGAUACCCCAUUUUGAAGACAUAGUAACACAGAUUACGCCAGAAGAAGAAAAAAUGUAUGAAGACAUUCGCGAUUUUAAUAUAGAGGAAGUGCGAGAGAAUCUGCCUCCAUACAGACAAACUUGGGACAAGGUUAAAAUUCUGAUGCACUAUUGGAGAUUGCCAUCAAUCUGGGUAGGCGAAACCGAAGAAUGUAUAUGUCCCGACAAAAAGGUCGAUAUAGUCAAGAGACAUUUCAUCGCUAAAAUAGUACCACGACAGAUCAUUGACAGAAGUACCAAUAUCACCAUUUCUUAUGUUAAUCACGUGGUUAAGAAACUCAACAUCGAAAAUAAAGUAACUUGCAAGCUACUGUCGUCAACUCGAUACUGGAACGAGAAUGUUGCUAACCACAAUUAUCAGGCGGCUAGGCGAGCGACGAUACAAAUUUAUAAGGAAGAUCCGAGCAUGAUCAGAGAAGACAGGGUGAGAGUUAAUUUAACAAUUCUUGACAGAGUUUUGGAGAACAAUAUUUUGCUUCUGCCGCUGGUUUCCAGAGGUUCGAAUGCAGGUGGUGAUAAUGAGAGUAUUACCGUGCGCAAUUUUUACGAGAGUACGAAAUUGUUGGCGGCUUAUUUGUUCCAAUUAGCUAAAUAAAAAUAGGUAUUUUUACAUGUUUUAUGUAAAUUUACAUUUUUAUAUAACAAAAAGUAAA